Acanthocheilonema viteae is the source of this 1617-nucleotide messenger RNA. The record is from the annotation of a GenBank genome assembly. NCBI's taxonomy places the organism in Eukaryota, Metazoa, Nematoda, Chromadorea, Rhabditida, Onchocercidae.
AUGAGCGCGUAUUCGGUGAGCCUUCAAAAGCUCUUCGUCGCGUUAAUUCUCAUUUAUGCGAUAAGAGGUAACAAACCUCGCUUUCGAUUGCGACGAGAAAUAGGUGGGUCCCAAAGUUUAUUAACCGUUGAAUGGGAGGGUAUUCAGACCGGUGAUCAUCCUGAUGAUAGUGUUGGAGGAUUCGCGGUUGAGUAUCGUGCAGAAAAGGACACACAAUGGCAUGUUCACGAUGGUAUCAUUCCUUAUAAAGGGCCUAAUUUGCAGUAUAGAGUACAGAUUCCACGUCUUCCAACUGGAAUCGCUUAUUUUGUACGUAUCAAAGUAUUAGGUAAAAAUGGUAAAAUUCUGGUGGAAACGCCAGAAAUACGCGCACGUAACGAAAUGGUUAGCAUUAAAUGUGAAUCAGAUGAAUUGACAGCUCCACGAAAUCUUGAAGUGACACAAACAGGUCAAUACAGUAUUGCCAUAUCAUGGGAACCUCCGGAAUGUGGUUUUGUUGGCGAGUACCACGUUGAGCUAGCUGGUAUUGAAACACAGUUUGACGUUCAUCGACAAACAGUAACACAUCCAUCAGUUAGUGUUACCAGUCUUUUACCUGGGACCGAAUAUCAAGUUCGAGUUCGAGCUGCAGAUCGUUUACGCAUGUUAGGUCCAUGGAGUGAUUAUUUGCUUAUAGCAAAAACUGAAGGAGAAGCUCCAAAUGAAUCCGAUGAAAUAGAAAUUGAUUAUCGGACAGAUUCAGAAUUACGCAUUAGUUGGCAACCAUAUGAUGACGAAAGGCUACAAUAUUACGAGGUAACAGCCGUUGAAGUGGAUGGUGAAAGUCAAGCAGUUGAACGGACACGUGUAGGUCCCUUGGCUAAUAGCCAUAUUUUUGUCCGAUUAAAAUCGGAUACGCAAUAUGAUGUUGGUGUAGUAGCUUUUGUCGAUCAUGAACCCAAACUUGUUUAUAAAUUAUCGGCUAAAACAUCAGAAAAUGCGGGUAUAGCCUGGACAGAGAAGCCAAUGAUUAAGCAAGAAAAUGCGCAACAAUUUACGGUACAAUGGCGGAAGCCUUCGUUAACUGAUCAAAAAACUAUUUCCAAAUUUGUCAUUGAAUAUCGUCUACCAAAUGAAACUGAAUGGCGAAAAUAUGAUGAUUUGAUGGUAGACGAAGAAACAGAUGAUUAUAAUAUCCAAUUUGAUAGAAUGUACGAUGGCUCAUUGUAUUCAUUCCGUAUUUUAGCAGUGGAUGAUCAAUUUAAAAUGGUUGCUAAAACAGCUGAGAUUACUGUUGGUUCAGCAGCAUCUAAUUCCUGCAUUGGUGAUGCUGGUAUUCCACAAAAUGUACGAGCUAAUAUUGUAUCUGAAUCAACUGUCCAGUUUACGUGGGAAAAGCCACGCUGUGAUGAAACAUAUGGGCCAAUUGAUGGUUAUGAAUACACGUUCUGGGACGUAGAAACUGAUGUACAACCUGAAACGGCAUCAUACGUUGGACGGAAUACCGUAACACUGGAUGACUUAGAUUCAGGUACGCGAUAUGCAUUUCGAGUUCGCUCACGUGCUGGACAUGGACACAGUUCAUGGAGUGAUAUUGUAAAUGCUGAAACAGAAGUACAUUCAGGAUCAAAAGGUUAG